AUGGGUAUCCCGCUGUGGCGCGAGCCGUCGGAAGUAGAUGCUCUCAAGUCGGUUGAGAAAGAUGCAACAGCCGCCGCACGCUCCGCGAUUCGACGUCAUGCCGUACCCCGACGUCCCUCACGCCAGGCUCGGACGCGUGGUCCCGGCCUUCUAUCCUCAUUCCAAUCUCAGAUUCUUGAUGAAAUCCAGCGUGGCGUGCGCGGUGUGGGUGAACCCCAAAUGGGGGUGCGCUCUCCUGUGCUGAACUUGGGCAUUAGUGAAGACGGCUUAGAUCUGGACUCAAGUAGACGUGAUGCGCUCGGUCGUAAUCCUCCACAUCCUCCACCCCGUCAAGGAGAUCAUUCAAUUCGCCGCCCUAGAACAGGUCGAGAGGAGGCUCUGGCUGAUCUGCUUAGCCGCCGCGACCCCCACCUCGACUCUCGACCUGGCGCGCGUUUUGCAAGUCCUUCUCUUACACCGAACUUUGCUCCGGCGGUUGCGUAUCAUACCUCUGCUCCCUCCCAUCCAUCAGCCGAAUCUACUCGUCCUAUUACGAUUCCUCGUCUCCCCCGUCUCCGCAUCCAUAACAGAGAUCCGAACCCUUCAUCUGAUCCACCUUCUUUCACACAUCGAGACUAUCGCCCUGGCUGGAUACCCAACAGACUCGCUCGCGAGUCUGGAAUGGAUGGUCUUGGUGAUCGCCAACGCAGUAUGAGUCCAGAUGGAGAUCGUGAGACUGAUACAUGGGAGCCGAUGCGUUCUACCAUAACCCCCGAUGUCAACUUGCCAUCUACCGAUACCUCAUUUGCCUCUUUGAUUGCUGCUCCUCCAACCGAUACACCCCGCAAUGGCACUUCCCGACCAUCCGCCACCUCAUCUUUAACGUUGCCUCCUGUUCAAUUGGCGUUAGACCCAUACGAUCAUCUCCAUCCCUGUGAUCUGAGCUCAGACGAUGAGGAUGGUCCUGUUAUUCACCGUCUGAUCGGAUCCUCCGGGUUUCCUCAUCUUCCCCGUUCACGCGGACUCCACUCUACCAUAAGCAACCAUCCACCUAUUCCCACCAUUUCCUUGUCAUUUUCCGAUUCCUCAAGCGAUACCCAUCUCCAGCAAAUGCAGGCCAUUCUGGAUCGACUUGCCCGUCGAGAAGAAAUUCCCGAAGAUUGGUGGGCAGGGCGGGUCUGUCUCACAACAUGGGCCGUGGUCUCAGCACUGGCGCAAACCCUCAAAACAAUGACAAUGACCACACUUUCGAUCAGUGAAAUAGCGUGUCUCUUUCCAACACAAUGCAUGCCACAAAUAUUUUAUGAUUCCGGCGUUCUCCUGGUUGACAUUUUUCUUUUCUUGGGGCAAUUCAUCUCUCGGCGAUUUCAUUUUGUUACACGGUUCAAUUUUGUCUAUGGCGUGAUAGAGGGUUUCUGA
Penicillium malachiteum is the source of this 1398-nucleotide messenger RNA. RefSeq lists its product as uncharacterized. The transcript is spliced from 2 exons. The record is from RefSeq and is a predicted model, not a curated record. NCBI's taxonomy places the organism in Eukaryota, Fungi, Ascomycota, Eurotiomycetes, Eurotiales, Aspergillaceae. Bases 1 to 1398 code for a protein of 465 amino acids.